UAUUCUUAUGGUGACUUACUUCCGGUAUCAAGUAUAAUUCUAUGCUAAGCUAUCAAGCGGUGUUUACGGAAGACGCACUUUGAUUAAAACAUUAAAUGACAAAGUCUUUUUUAAGACUGCACAUUCGACAUCAUCCUUUUUUUAAUAAGUAAAAAUGUGCAACGGCUGUGUGCAAAAAGAAUACCCCGACCGGGGAAGCACUUGUCUCGAGAAUGGCUCCUAUCUUAUGAACUACCUGGGCUGUGCCAAAUGUCAUCACAGGGACUUUGUGUUGAUCUGUAAUAAAGACACAGAGGAUGAUGAUGGAGAGGAGAUUGUCACUUACGACCAUGUUUGUAAAAACUGUGACCACGUCAUCGCCAGGCAUGAAUAUACAUUCUCUGUUGUUGAUGAAUAUCAGGAGUACACCAUGCUUUGCAUGCUGUGCGGAAAGGCGGAGGACUCCAUCAGUGUGUUGCCAGAGGACCCCCGACAGACCGCCUCACUCUUCUAGACCUCAUAAUACAAUUACAAUUCUCAAUACAGCAGAUUGACAAAAGACUCUUACUGGAUUGGCAUGAACAGGGUUAUAAAACAUUUAACAAAUAUGCUGCUGACUUCAAGGUUACGGUCAUUUGGAUAAACAGUUUCUUACACAUUUUUUAACUCGAGUGCGAUUGCCAACUAGUUCAGGCUGUACCCCGCCUACUGCCCGAAGACAGCUGGGAUAGCCCGCAACCCUCGUGAGGAUAAGCGGCUCGGAUAACAGAUGGACGGAUAUUUCUGUAUGUAACUGUAUACCAGCCUAUAAUGUCUUUUGACUCACUGUAAAUUAACAUUCAGGCAUUUACGAAUUUACAUGAAAUUACAAAAAUAUUCACUUCUGUGCUAUGUCUCAUUUGAAAUAAAAUAUUGACUUAUGGACAAGGUCUCAUUUGCCAACCAUUUUGGCCUAUGGGUGUAAUGGCAUCAGAACAAACCAAAAAAAAAAAUCAAUUGCCAAUUUGUUUGGCAUUAUUCUCAAGUGCUUGUUUCCUCUAUUAAACUCAUUGACUGAUAAUUACUUUGGGUACUUGAAACUGACUUGGACAGUCAAUAACAACACUUUUUUUUGGCUUGUGAACAUGUAUUUUCAUGAUCAAAUGCAGCUUGGUAAAAAUACAGUCAUAUAUGCUGAUGACAAAUGAAUAAAAACAAAACUAAAAUGA
Messenger RNA from Hippocampus comes (tiger tail seahorse), 1187 nucleotides. RefSeq names its product churchill domain containing 1 (gene churc1). Bases 155 to 493 code for a protein of 112 amino acids. Lineage: Eukaryota; Metazoa; Chordata; Actinopteri; Syngnathiformes; Syngnathidae. The transcript is spliced from 4 exons. The record is from RefSeq and is a predicted model, not a curated record. Gene Ontology annotation, biological process: positive regulation of DNA-templated transcription; fibroblast growth factor receptor signaling pathway; multicellular organism development. Gene Ontology annotation, molecular function: zinc ion binding.